Homo sapiens (human) is the source of this 5428-nucleotide messenger RNA. It is a transcript of the gene CSPP1, whose product is annotated as centrosome and spindle pole associated protein 1. Gene Ontology annotation, biological process: positive regulation of cytokinesis. The coding region runs from base 706 to 4407 and encodes 1233 amino acids. The record is from RefSeq and is a predicted model, not a curated record. Gene Ontology annotation, cellular component: cilium; spindle; spindle pole. Lineage: Eukaryota; Metazoa; Chordata; Mammalia; Primates; Hominidae. The transcript is spliced from 30 exons.
UGGCUUCCCACAGUGCUGGGAUUACAGGCAUGGGCCACUGCGCCUGGCCUGAUCUGUUGAUUUCUAAGUGUUAGGUUCUCUGUCAUAAUUUUUAUAUGCAUUAUUUUCUUUUUUCUUCAUAAUAUACUAGAAUAAAUGAUAUUUCUGUUUUAUAGAUUAGGCAUAGAGCAGUUAAGGAACAUGCUUGAGGUCAUUCAUGUUGAGAUCAAUAAGUGAUAGAAGUAUAUUUCAAACUCAGUUCUUUCAAUUAAACUAUUUUCCUGAAAACUGUUUAUCAUCUACAUACUAUGUACACAGCUACUGGAGAAAUAAUACUUGGCCAUGAUGUCUUGAAAAAAGUUGUGAGUGACUUUAUAUUGUAGAGUGUCAUAUAUAAAUAAUCUCAUUUAGGUUUCUUUCAGCUGAUUUAUUUUUGGCAACUUAAUCCUUAAAUUAUAAACUUUCUUACUCUAUAUUGUACCUAUGCCAUAUUUAUUAACCCAGUCUCUGUGAUUCACCAAGUAAUUCUUGAAUAAUUGUGUAGUUGAAAUAUGUUUUCUGUAAGUUACCACAUGCUUUUAGGAGUGAGAAAAAGAAAAGUGGCCGUGAUAUCUAGAAACUGGUAUUGCUAGAAACUAGCCUGGCAUUCACAGUAACUUUGUGUUUUUCUGUUGAAGAUAAACUAUUGUACAGAAUGUCAACAUCAGAUAAGGCCGCUCUGUGUCUAUGAUGGAUCAAGACAAAAACAUUCCAUCAGUGUCUCCAAACACAGACAAAACAAUCUGCAAAAUGGCUGAUAAUUUGGAUGAAUUUAUUGAAGAGCAAAAAGCCAGAUUGGCCGAAGACAAAGCAGAGUUGGAAAGUGAUCCACCUUACAUGGAAAUGAAGGGAAAGUUGUCAGCGAAGCUUUCUGAAAACAGUAAGAUACUGAUCUCUAUGGCUAAGGAAAACAUACCACCAAAUAGUCAACAGACCAGGGGUUCCUUAGGAAUUGAUUAUGGAUUAAGUUUACCACUUGGAGAAGACUAUGAACGGAAGAAACAUAAAUUAAAAGAAGAAUUGCGGCAAGAUUACAGACGUUAUCUUACUCAGAAAAAUUUUCUAUCUACGAGUGAAACAGAUCCAUCUACUUUGGGAGUUUCUCUUCCUAUUGGUGAGAGGUUAUCUGCUAAGGAAAGGUUGAAACUUGAACGUAACAAAGAAUACAAUCAGUUUCUCAGGGGUAAGGAAGAAUCCAGUGAAAAGUUCAGGCAGGUGGAAAAGAGUACUGAGCCCAAGAGUCAGAGAAAUAAAAAACCUAUUGGUCAAGUUAAGCCUGAUCUAACUUCACAAAUACAGACAUCUUGUGAAAAUUCAGAGGGUCCUAGAAAAGAUGUCUUAACUCCUUCAGAGGCAUAUGAAGAACUUCUGAACCAAAGACGACUAGAGGAGGACAGAUACCGACAACUAGAUGAUGAAAUCGAAUUAAGGAAUAGAAGAAUUAUUAAAAAAGCAAAUGAAGAAGUGGGCAUUUCCAACCUAAAACAUCAAAGGUUUGCAAGCAAGGCUGGCAUUCCAGAUAGAAGAUUUCACAGAUUUAAUGAGGAUCGUGUUUUUGAUAGACGGUAUCAUAGACCAGACCAAGAUCCUGAAGUAAGUGAAGAAAUGGAUGAGAGGUUUAGAUAUGAAAGUGAUUUUGAUAGAAGACUUUCGAGAGUGUAUACAAAUGACAGGAUGCACAGGAACAAACGAGGGAAUAUGCCUCCUAUGGAACAUGAUGGGGAUGUUAUAGAACAGUCAAACAUAAGAAUUUCAUCUGCUGAAAAUAAAAGUGCUCCAGACAAUGAAACAUCCAAAUCUGCUAAUCAAGAUACCUGUAGUCCUUUUGCAGGGAUGCUCUUUGGAGGUGAAGAUCGAGAACUUAUUCAGAGAAGGAAAGAGAAAUACAGACUAGAACUGUUGGAACAAAUGGCUGAGCAACAGAGGAACAAGAGACGAGAAAAAGAUUUAGAACUCAGGGUUGCAGCGUCUGGAGCACAAGACCCUGAGAAAUCGCCUGAUAGACUAAAGCAGUUUAGUGUGGCACCAAGACACUUUGAAGAGAUGAUACCACCUGAAAGACCCAGAAUAGCUUUCCAGACACCUCUCCCUCCUUUAUCUGCCCCAUCUGUCCCACCCAUCCCAUCAGUUCAUCCUGUUCCUUCUCAAAAUGAAGAUUUGCGCAGUGGACUCAGCAGCGCCCUUGGUGAAAUGGUGUCUCCCAGGAUUGCACCUCUGCCUCCACCUCCCCUACUACCACCUUUGGCUACUAACUAUCGAACUCCUUAUGAUGAUGCAUACUAUUUUUAUGGGUCCAGGAAUACUUUCGAUCCCAGUCUUGCUUAUUAUGGUUCAGGAAUGAUGGGCGUACAGCCUGCAGCUUAUGUUAGUGCUCCUGUCACCCACCAACUAGCACAACCUGUUGUGAAUACGGUUGGACAGAAUGAACUGAAGAUUACAAGUGAUCAAGUGAUAAAUUCAGGAUUGAUUUUUGAAGAUAAACCGAAACCUUCCAAACAGUCACUUCAGUCUUACCAAGAGGCUUUGCAGCAGCAGAUUCGGGAAAGAGAAGAAAGAAGGAAGAAAGAACGUGAAGAAAAAGAAGAAUAUGAAGCUAAAUUAGAAGCUGAAAUGAGAACAUAUAAUCCCUGGGGAAAAGGUGGAGGUGGUGCUCCUCUCAGGGAUGCAAAAGGAAAUCUGAUAACUGAUUUGAAUAGGAUGCACAGACAAAAUAUAGAUGCCUACCAUAACCCAGAUGCAAGAACAUAUGAAGAUAAAAGGGCUGUUGUAUCUCUAGACCCAAAUUUAGCCACUUCAAAUGCUGAGAACCUAGAAGAUGCUGCAAAUAAAAGCUCAGGUCAUAUGCAAACACAGAGCUCUCCUUUUGCUCGGGGAAAUGUAUUUGGUGAGCCUCCAACUGAACUUCAGAUUAAACAGCAAGAAUUAUACAAGAAUUUUCUUCGUUUCCAGAUUGAGGAAAAGAAACAAAGAGAGGAAGCAGAGCGAGAGAGACUGAGAAUUGCAGAAGAAAAAGAAGAAAGACGGCUUGCAGAACAGAGGGCACGAAUUCAGCAGGAGUAUGAAGAGGAACAGGAAAAGAAAAGAGAGAAAGAGGAGGAGCAAAGGCUAAAAAAUGAAGAGCAUAUUCGGUUAGCUGAAGAAAGACAAAAAGAAGCAGAAAGAAAGAAGAAAGAAGAAGAAGAAAAAUAUAACCUGCAACUUCAGCACUACUGUGAAAGAGACAAUUUGAUUGGGGAAGAAACAAAGCACAUGAGACAGCCUUCUCCUAUAGUUCCUGCUCUUCAGAACAAAAUUGCAAGCAAACUCCAAAGACCUCCUUCAGUUGACAGCAUCAUACGUUCCUUUAUUCAUGAAAGUUCCAUGUCCAGGGCACAGUCACCCCCGGUACCUGCCAGGAAAAAUCAGCUCCGUGCAGAAGAGGAGAAAAAAAAUGUAAUUAUGGAAUUAUCAGAAAUGAGAAAACAGCUUCGUAGUGAAGAGAGGCGUCUACAAGAGCGAUUGCUACACAUGGACAGUGAUGAUGAAAUUCCUAUCAGGAAAAAGGAAAGGAAUCCCAUGGAUAUAUUUGAUAUGGCUAGACAUCGGUUGCAAGCUCCUGUCAGAAGACAGUCCCCUAAGGGCUUAGACGCUGCCACUUUUCAGAAUGUUCAUGAUUUUAAUGAGCUGAAAGAUAGAGAUUCAGAAACACGAGUUGAUCUGAAAUUUAUGUACCUGGAUCCUCCAAGAGAUCAUCACACCUUAGAGAUUCAGCAGCAAGCCCUGCUAAGAGAGCAGCAGAAGAGGCUGAACAGAAUAAAAAUGCAGGAAGGUGCCAAAGUUGACUUAGAUGCCAUCCCAAGUGCUAAAGUACGAGAGCAAAGAAUGCCCAGAGAUGACACUAGUGAUUUCUUGAAAAACUCAUUAUUGGAAUCUGAUAGUGCUUUUAUUGGGGCUUACGGUGAGACAUAUCCUGCCAUUGAAGAUGACGUCCUCCCUCCACCAUCACAGUUGCCCUCUGCACGGGAGCGCAGGAGGAACAAAUGGAAAGGACUAGACAUUGAUAGCAGUCGUCCUAAUGUAGCACCAGAUGGUCUCUCUCUAAAAUCUAUAUCCAGUGUAAAUGUUGAUGAGCUUAGAGUGAGAAAUGAGGAACGAAUGCGAAGACUGAAUGAAUUUCACAAUAAACCUAUUAAUACAGAUGAUGAGAGUUCACUGGUUGACCCUGAUGACAUCAUGAAACACAUAGGGGAUGACGGAUCAAACUCUGUAGCAACUGAGCCCUGGCUCCGCCCUGGCACUUCAGAAACGCUGAAACGUUUCAUGGCAGAGCAGCUGAACCAGGAGCAGCAGCAGAUUCCUGGAAAACCAGGCACUUUCACUUGGCAGGGCCUGUCGACUGCACAUGGUUAAAAUAAACCUGUACUGGACCCAGUAGUGCCUUUUAAGGUGAAAGGAAUGGUAAAUCUGUACCUUUAAUAUGUCCUACUUUUGGCCCCUACCUGAAAGUUACUUUUUUUCCAUCAUCUGUAUAUAAAAUUAUUUUUAUCAUGAUGUAUAUUAUGUACAUAAAUAAAAGGCCAUGAUUAUUGAUUUAUAUAAUAGAAUUGUAUAGAUUAUUUUUGCACAGUUUUGUCAUAAAUUAGGGUGGUAAUGAACUGGAUUGAACUACUAUAUGUGCAUUAUAUUGAAUUCUGCUUGUCAUUAAGAUAAGGUGAAUAAGUGUCUUAAACGUCCUGUAAAACCGGACUCCCCUUUGUUACAUGCACAUUUUCCAUUGUUACCUCGAUGCAAAAGAAUUCAUUUAGUAGGUACAUCUAUUGUAGCUGUGAUUAUUCCAGUUUCUGUGUGAUGCAAUCAAAUGUCCUAUUAAUUAAUUAUUAUUUCAUGUCAUUUGUAGCUACUGAUACAGCAGAAAUGAAGGGAACUGUAAUUACUUGUAUUUUUGUAAGCCAUACGUUAAAUGUUUGUUACAUCAUCUUUCUGCUUCUAUUUUUAUGCCAAUGAAGGCAUUUGUCUUGUUACUAAUUACAUGAUGUAACUACUUCUUGAUAUAAAUAAAUUUUUAUUUUAAUUACUAAAAUCUUUUUAACUACUAUGGAGCUUUCUAGACUAGUUUUCUAGAGGUUGAAUAGAGGUGGGGACACCCGGGAGUCAAGGACAGAGAGACUGGAGUCUUCUUCUUCCACCAUGGAACCUUGGAUAAGUGAGUCCAUGUGAGUUUUCUAAUCACUCAGUAAGUGAUACUUCUAAAAAAGGAAAGAGUCAUUCAAAUAAUUGUGACAUUCUGACUCAGAUUAGAAUCUCAGAACCAUGACAGCUGAGAACAUCCCCAGGCACUGCUUCUCUCUCUAAUAAUACUUCCUCUGAUGUAAUUAACGGUUGGUAGACAAUAUCAGACAAAUUUGCCACAAUUAAAUUACUGAUAUUUUGA